CUGUCAAUGUUGCAGAGGUACUAGAACUAGAGGACCACCCGCAGACUGGUGCGUCUGCGUUUAUUUCAUCUCAGCCUCGAGUACAGCUGGCCUACGACCACUCUGCGGUGGAAACAAAAGUUCUUUUGGUGAAUGCCGAACGACGCUGCAGAGCGCAGAUGGGGACACUGUUUGAAGUUCCUGUGCAAAUAUCGAAAGAGGAGAAGAAAUGUGAGUUACUUGAGAGUGCGUUUCUGAUUUGCGUCCCACUUUCCUGCGAGACGGAGAUCGUAGCACGAGAAGUCGCCUCUUUCGCUCUCGAACAUCAGCU
Molecule: messenger RNA, 310 nt
Organism: Amoebophrya sp. A25
Lineage: Eukaryota; Dinophyceae; Syndiniales; Amoebophryaceae
Source: the annotation of a GenBank genome assembly